Neltuma alba is the source of this 6069-nucleotide messenger RNA. RefSeq lists its product as uncharacterized. The record is from RefSeq and is a predicted model, not a curated record. Gene Ontology annotation, molecular function: ADP binding. Bases 1 to 6069 code for a protein of 2022 amino acids. The transcript has 13 exons. NCBI's taxonomy places the organism in Eukaryota, Viridiplantae, Streptophyta, Magnoliopsida, Fabales, Fabaceae.
AUGACUUUUGAGGAUAGAAAGUUGAUCUCUGAGGAGCUGAAGGAGAAGCUGAAGGAGGCAUUGAAAGAUGACAAUAGCUUUCCGAUUGGAUUGUAUGGGCUAGGCGGAACAGGGAAAACCACAAUGGCAAUAGAAGUAGGUAAAGAUGUCGAGGAAUCAAAGUUGUUUGAUAAAGUCAUCUUGAGUGUUGUCUCAAAGGAUGCAAACUUGAAAAAUAUUCGGGUCAACAUUGCAAAACACUUAGAUCUGCCUUUAACUGAAGGAAUGGAUGAAUUUGAACAAGCACAAAUAUUAUGGAAAACAAUAGAAGAAGGUGGAAAAAAGGUACUUAUAAUAUUAGAUGACAUGUGGGAAAAGCUUACACUGCGAGAUAUAGGGAUUCCUCUUGGCCGUCAUGGCAAGGGUUGUUGUGCUGUUUUGCUGACCACACGUGAUCGAAGAGUUUGUAUAGAUAUGGACUGCAAUGAGCCUAGUCAACUUGAGGUCCUAAAAGAAAAGGACGCCGUUGAUCUUUUCCUAUCUUAUGCUGGCAUGAGCAUAGAUGGUCCUUCCAAUGAUUUUAAGGAUGUGGCUAGAGAUAUUGUGAAGGAGUGUGGAAGUUUACCAACUGCAAUUGUAGCAGUGGCAAGUUCACUAAAGUCUAGGCCUUUACCAGAAUGGCGGGAUAGUUUGAAAAGAUUGCAGAAUCAUGAGGGAAUUCACGAUGUUGACGAAGAGUUAAAACAGGCUUAUAACUCUUUGAGAUUAAGCUAUGAUUAUCUCAGGAAUGAAAAGGCCAAACAACUCUUUCUCCUGUGCUCUCUCUUCCUUGAAGAUUAUGAAAUACCUAUAGAACUUUUAACUAGAAUUGCUAUAGGUCUUGGGCUUUGUGGAGAAGCUAACAAAUACUCUGUUGCAAGAAGUCAUUUUACUCCAAUUAAAAAUGUGCUCAUAGAUUCUUGUUUAUUAUUAAAGGCUGAGAAUGAGUGUGUCAAAAUGCACGACUUGGUUCGAGAGGUAGCUCUAUGGAUUGGAAACAAACAAGUUCAAGUGGGUUAUAAUUCUAACUCAGCUUUAAUGGAAAACAUCCAAUAUUCAUCUUGGAACACAGUUGACUUUCCGAAUCAUUUUGAUGGCAAAAAACUUGAGGUUCUUUUACUUUGGAUAAAUGAUGCAAAUUCUGCUAGGGUCAAAGUUCCCGAUGCUCCCUUUGAAGGGAUGGAGAACCUUAAAAUUUUGGCUUUAAUGAGUUCGUCAGAUUUGGAAACUUCAGCUGCUUCCUUAUUUCAAUCACUUUUGUCAUUGACAAAUGUUCGAACUUUGGCUAUAAAGAAUUUUAAGUCAUUAGGAGAUAUAUCUAUUUUGGUAAAUCUAAAAAACCUUGAAAGCCUUGAAUUGAACAAUUGUUCAAUUACUGAAUUGCCAAAUAAAAUUAAAGAACUCGAAAGAUUGAGAUUGUUAGAGAUGGUAGACUGUUCUAUUACUGAAAGAAGUAAUCCUUUUGAAGUGAUUGGAAAUUGCUCAGAGCUAGAGGAGUUGUAUUAUGUGUCAAAUCAUGUGGCCGGUUAUUGCGGGCAAAUCACCACACUUCCUACAUUGCAAAAGUAUCAUAUAAGGGGUUGGCAUGAUUUUGAUUUUUAUGAAGUGGAUUUUUCAUUAUCUAGAUAUUUUGAUUCACGGGACUUAAGAGUAGACUUCUCCAAGGAAAUAUUUAAACUCCUGGUAGCGGGAGCAGAAAUUUUGAUGUUAGGAGAAGAUUACUACAAUAGAGGAUGGACAAAUAUUGUUCCUGACAUAUUAUCUGUGGAAGAUGACAACAUGAAAGAUCAGUUAGCUAGGCUCUCUUUGCAUUCUAUGAAUGAGAUAAAGUGCCUAAUCCAUACCGAGAAUCUCCGACCUGAUGUGGCUAUCUUCUCCAAGUUGGUUGAACUGACGCUUUAUUCUGUGGAUUUGAGAGAACUAUGCCAUGGGCCUUAUCCUGUUGAUUUUUUGAAGCAAUUGAAGGAGCUCCAGUUAUCUGGAUGUGAACAAUUGGAAGGCACGUUAUUUGAUGAAAAGCUAGAGCUGUGUAAUCUUAGGUCCAUAUAUUUAUAUGAUUGUUCAAUGACAUGCCUUUUUCAUGCAUCCACGGCACAGAGUCUAAAGCAGUUGGAAAAACUGGAUAUUAAGUCAUGUUUGAAGUUGAAGUACAUAGUAGCAGAGACUAUGGAUGAUCAGGAUCCUAAUCAAAAGAGUCAUGACUCAAUGUUGCCAAAAUUGAAGGAUCUGACGAUCAACGGCUGUGCUGAAUUAGAAUUUAUAUUGCCAAUAUGUUUUUGUGAAGACCUUCCACUACUAGAAAGUAUGCAGAUUGACGAUUGUGAGAAACUAAAAUACGUAUUUGGGCAAUAUCCGGACCACAAAGAUUUGCACCAAAUGGGGAAAGGAGCCAUCCUCCAGUUGCUAGAAGUAUUGGAAAUUGAAGGGGUACCGAAUUUCAUCAAUAUAUAUGCAGAAUGUUAUCUCCCACGGCCUUAUUCUGAUGAAGUUCAAAAGUCAUCUCCAAGUGCAAAAGUAGACAGCAGUAGCAGUCUAUCAAGGGGUCAUCUAUGUUGUUUUUGGGCAAAAUCAAAAGCCUCAAUUAUACGUCACACUUCUGCUCCCAUGGACACUCAAUCAAACCAUAAUCAGGCAUUAAAGGUGAAUUAUGUUGUCAACAGAGCUCAUGGUCUUUUCAUGCCACCAUUAUACCCAUGUAGAAGUUUGAGAAGGAUACGGAUAUUUGAAUUUUCUGAGUUAAAGUCACUCUUUACGCCAUCCAUUGCCUCAUCAUUGAAAUCGCUGGAAUCAUUGGCAGUUGGAGAUUGCGAUGCACUAGAGCACAUAGUAACAGAUGAGGAGCAUGGUCAUGAUCGUGGGAAUGUUAACUCUAUUUUCCCAAACUUACGAGAGGUUGAAGUCUAUGGCUGUAGCCACUUGGAAUACAUAUUCCCAGCUUUUUAUUCAAAAGACUUGAAGCAUUUAGAAUCUGUGGAGAUCACCGGGGCUGGAAUGUUGACACAUGUCUUUGGGAAAUGCCGUGCUGAUGAGAAUCUUAAUGUUCAGGUUGAUAUUAAUCUCCCAGCUCUGAAAAGGCUAGACCUUGAUGAUUUACCAAAUAUGGCAUUACCUCUUGAGAAGAAAGGUAAACCACCUUCCAACACGCAAGAAUUGCCCAAGUUGGAGGAUAUUGGUGUGGAACCUAUUAUUUACAUGAGCUUUCAAAAUCUUUCCGAGCUAACAAUCCAGGGAUGCAAGCAUUUGAAAUUUAUCUUUUGCGCAUCUACCUCAAGAUGGCUGCAAAAACUGAAAAGGUUAUGGGUAUCUCAGUGUGAAGAGCUAGUGAGCAUUAUGGAGGAUGAAGAGAAUCACAAAAAUCCUAUGACUCUGCAUCAAGUAUGUUUCCCAGAGCUACGCGUAAUAACAGUGAAGCGUUGCAAAAGUUUGAAAUGCUUGUUCCCUACGUCAUGUGGUAAGCUUCCACGACUCUGGCAUGUGGAUAUAGAAGAUGCCCCUCAGCUUGGGCAAGUGUUUGGAUGGAAGCAGGGAGAGGGACAGAAGCUGGUCUUGGAGGAUGUGCUUCCAAAACUAAUUGCAAUAAGACUAGUAAACCUGCCAGCUCUUCAUACUAUCUGUCAAGGCAUUGAUUUUCAGACUGUUAAAAUCCGUCAUGUGCGUCACUGUCCUGCUAUUUCUUUAGCUUCAGCUUAUUAUGGUACCUUCGAAGAAAUGGAUGAAUUACUAUCUCAAACACUGUCUAAUGAAGACUACUAUGACUACGAGGACGAUAGUGCUUUCUGGGGUUUUGCGGAGGAACGGGAAUCCGAGCGGGCAGAGGCAUCCGAGGUUAUUGAAGGAGACUCCAUAGUUUCACCAAAAUCGCCAGAGAUCAGAGGAGAGGGAUCAUCACAAGAAGACAUAAAAAAAGACUCAACAAUACCCCAACAGAAUAAUGGCUCACCAAAUUUUGAAAAUAAUCUCAAAGCAACUUUUGGAGAAGGUCCUUCAUUUGAGAAGUAUGACAAAGAAAGUUCAUCAGCUUAUUCAAAACCGAAAACUGAAGAACCUUACACAUUAACUCCUUCUGAAGAGUUAUGUGGAAAGGAACCAACGGCUGAUGAACAAGCACUUGGAGAAAAUAAAAUCUUUAAUGAAGCACCUCAAAGAGUUGAAGAACCUAUCAAAGAAUUUUCCACCAAAGAAACAUCAAAUGAAAUGAUCUCUUCAAUCUCAUCUCCCAAAAAGCCUCCAAUAGCAACCUCAGCAUCUCACGCGGAAAUGGAGUCAGGGAUCUCUGCUAUUACCGAUGACAUUGCACAAGAUAAAACCAUGAACCAACCAGAGACCUCCGCUGAGAAACAAAUUAAGUUUGACCAAGGAAACCAGCAGCAAUUUGCUGAAGAUGAUCUGAUGAGAUUGUUCCGAAUAAUGGAGGAAGGUGCUGAAAUGGAAGCUCACAUACCUGAUGUAUCCAAAAUUGCAGCUCUUCAAGAUGAUAAGGAGUUGAAGAAGGCUCUCACUGACUUGGAAGCCCCAUUGAAGAUGAGUCUGAGUGAAAUAACUUGCUCUGAAGAAAGCAAACUUCGCCUUGAGAAUGCUCUAAACAUCUUAUCCUCCCAUUAUUCUGAAGAAGGAGCUCCCUCUCAUGGCCUCCAAGCUACAAUUCACUCUCUGCAACAAGAAAUCCAAACUGUUCUAUCUUCUUCCAAGCAAGCCUAUGCCUCCAUUGACACAUUCAACGAGCUUGAACGAAAAGAGAAGCUUAUCACUGAAGAAGGUUCAAAGAGAAAGGAAGCAGCGAUAGCUUUUCUGUCUAAAAUUCACAAUAAAGAGAGUUCUUUGACCGAGGCUCAGCAAAAGAAAGCAGAGUUGAAGGAGAAAAUCUCUAAGAUUCAGGUUGAAUUAUAUAACAAGGAAAAAGAAAUUCAAGAGUACGAGAUGGAACUGUUAUCUCUAAAAGAACAAAAGAAGAAGAGUGUUUUUGAGACAAUAGGGUUGAUGAACGAGUUCGAGGCAGUAAAGAAAAAAAGGAAAGGCAAAACAAAAAAGGCUUUUAUAUCAAAGGCAUUGCAGCUUAAACGCAUAGAAUUCUCUGAGCCUUUAAAGGACUUGAGUAAGGAGAUAUAUGUUCGACCUGACGUGGCUAUCUUCUCCAAGUUGGUUGAACUAGAGCUCUUUUCCAUGGGUGGUAGAGAACUAUGUCAUGGUUCUUAUGCUGGUGAUUUUUUUAAGCAACAAGAGGAGCUGCAGUUAUCCAAAUGUGAAAAACUGGAAAGCACGUUAUUUGAUGGCAAGAUGGAGCUUUAUAAUCUUAAGCGCAUAGAUUUAUGUGGAUGUUCAAUGACAAGCCUUUUUCAUCCAUCCACAGCACAGAGUCUAAAGCAAUUAGAAGCAUUGCAAAUUAGAAGUUGUUUUGAGUUGAAAUACAUCGUAGCAGAGACCAUGGAUGAUCAUGAUCCUAAUCACAAGAAUCAUGACUCAGUGUUCCCCAAAUUGAAAGAUCUCUUACUCACAGUAUGUCCUGAAUUAGAAUUUAUAAUGCCAAUACGUUUUUGUAAAGACCUUCCACUAUUGGAACGUAUGCAUAUUUAUUAUUGUCGGAAGCUAAAAUACAUAUUUGGGCAACAAUAUCCGAAGGAGACAGAUUUAAAUUUGGACCAAAAGGGAAAAGGAAACAUCCUUCAAUUGCUAGAAGAAGUGUGCAUUUGGGGAGCACCAAAUUUCAUCAACAUAUAUGCAGAAUAUGAAGUACAAAAGUCUUCUCCAAUUACAAAAGUGGAAGUUGGCACUAGCAGCUUAUCAAAGAAUCUUUUGCAUUGUUUUUGGCCAAAAUCAAAUGCCUCUACCAAACAUCAUCUUUCUGCUUCCAUGACCACCCAACUGAAUCAUAAACAGAGCUCAUGGACUUUUUACACCACCAUUAUACCCAUUCACAAGUUUGAGAAGGAUGGAGAUAUUUGGAUUGUGUGGGUUAAAGUCACUGUUUACCCAAUCUAUUGUCUCAUCACUGAAAUUGCUGGAAUUAUUGCAAGUCAAAAAUUGCAAUACAUUAAAGCACAUAGUAACAAAUGA